Molecule: messenger RNA, 1068 nt
Organism: Thunnus maccoyii (southern bluefin tuna)
Lineage: Eukaryota; Metazoa; Chordata; Actinopteri; Scombriformes; Scombridae
Exons: 5
Coding region: 29-1039 (336 amino acids)
Source: RefSeq, a predicted model, not a curated record
UCGGGUUUUGCAUUUUGAAUCACGUCAGAUGAUGAUAGUGUUGCUGUUGCUUAGUGCCUGUGUUUGUUUGGGCCUCGCAGAUGACAGUUAUGUUGAGGAACAAUAUGGGAAGACGUACAGGUGGAUGUUGCAUAGAGACACUCGGUCACUAGAGUUCACCCCCAAGGACAACUCAGAGGCGAUAGUCUUGUGGACACGUCAUGUUGAGAGGGGGAUGAAGCCGCUGAAGAGGAUAGUAGAUCUCCAUUGGGGGGUUGCAUAUUACUACUAUGAGCAGAGUUAUUUAACCCAGGAAGACAGCGGCCUCUACACAAUGAGAGACAAAGAUAAGAAACUGCUGCAUAAUGUGACCAUUGAAGUAAUAGCAAACAAAAGGUCCUAUGAGCGGAGUCCUGGAGAAAGCUUCAACUUCACUUUUGAUCUUAAACCGAACUCCUGCAACAUUUACUUCAUCCCAGAAAGUCACCUCAACCUGAAAGGGUUUGAGACUGAGAUAGUUCGUCAAGGCAGACAGGAGAGGAAGGGCUCGGAUGAAGUUAAAUGCGUUGGGUUUCAGCUGUCAGAGCCAUGUGGGAUUUUGAUUGAGAGACUCCAAAGUUCAUGUGGUGGACGCUUUGAGGUCAAAGAUCACAGUGACAACAUGGCCUUGGUGGUGUCACUGAAAAUGAAGUCAAACACGAGGUCCUAUGAACGGAGUCCUGGAGAAAGACUUGACUUCACUUUUGAUCUGGAACCGAACUCCUGCAACAUUUACUUCUUCCCAGGAAGUGACCUUAAACUGAAAGCAUUAGAGACUGAGAUAGUUCGUCAAGGCAGGCUAGAGAGGAAGGACUUGAAUGAAGUUAAUUGCGGUGGGUUUCAACUGUCAAAGCCAUGUGGAAUUUUGAUUGAGAGCCUCCAAAGUUCAUGUGGUGGACGCUUCGAGGUCAGAGAUCAGAAUGGCAACAAGGCCUUGGUGGCAUCACUGAAAAUGAAGCGUAGGGUAAAACGUAGGGCAAGGAUAACCCCCAGAGAUGAGGCUCUAUGCGAGGACAAGUAACAGAAGAACGUAUGGGAAGCAGGUUCUAG